Cylicostephanus goldi is the source of this 198-nucleotide messenger RNA. The record is from the annotation of a GenBank genome assembly. Lineage: Eukaryota; Metazoa; Nematoda; Chromadorea; Rhabditida; Strongylidae.
AUGACUGGCGAGGAAGCUCUUCGGACAGCUUUAUCAAACGAUCUCAGCCCAGAGCAUGACACUCCUUUCCACCUGCAGAGAUGGUUGGACGGCUAUGAUGGGGUUGGCAUGAAAGUGGUAGUACCUCAUUUGUCAGUUUUCUCAUUCUUUCAUUCUUGGUCAAGUCCUCUAAGCGAAGCGACGUGCAUUGUAGUGACA